Messenger RNA from Loa loa (African eye worm), 501 nucleotides. RefSeq lists its product as hypothetical. The record is from RefSeq and is a predicted model, not a curated record. The transcript is spliced from 3 exons. Bases 1 to 501 code for a protein of 166 amino acids. NCBI's taxonomy places the organism in Eukaryota, Metazoa, Nematoda, Chromadorea, Rhabditida, Onchocercidae.
AUGAAUUCGGAAAAGAAUAGUGAAGGAACGAAAAAAGAGCGAAGGAAAAGUCUUUCAUUUUUGUCAUCCUUUUUUGGUGAAUUCAUAAAAAGAGCUGAUGACUUGCCACUUUUCUUGUCUCGAUGUUCUAGAAAACUUGUUUUAGUGAGCGCAUUUGCACUCGGAUCAUUUUUUGGUUGUGCUUUGCGAUCUUCAUAUCGGCACACCAAAGGUCAACAACUGAAAAACAUUCGGAGUGGAUUUGCGCUUGGAGUACGUGCUCUCGGUAUUGCCACUGUUUUGUCAGUAUCCAGUGUUGGUUUAUUCGUUCUCUCUGUAUCCGCAGCACUCCAAAUUGAUUCUCCGCAACAGUUCGGCCAGAAGAUGGUCAGCUUAUGCGGCGAUCGUUUUCGUAUUGACAGAGGAGAAAGCGUUGCAACGUUUACUGAGCAUUGUCAUCUUGCUCUGACUGCAUCUGAUCAUGAUGAUGGGGAUGUACAGAGUGUAGAUAAGUCUGGAUAA